GCGAACGAACAAUAAUGCCGAUAAACGCAGAACUCACGCAUCCUAAAUAACAGUCUGUGAAUUCAAAUAUAACUUCUUCUACACGGUUGCUUACGCCUUCGUUUUAAACAGUUACCGUUCCAUUAUUAGCCGUUUUGGCGGGAAAAGACAUAAUUUGGCGGGGAAAAGUGUAAAUUACAUUUUGGCGAGGAGGAAGGAAGGAUCCAUGGCAUAUUUUGUUUUUGGUGAUCGAACACAGAGAGCAGCGACGUUUGUAAUCUAUUGAUUGAUUGUAUGAAUUGGAGGAGUCGUGAUUGAGAACCGUUUAUUUCGCCGAAGAGCAAUCGCAUACACUCUGCGGCGGAAUGGGGAUCGGCGCUUCUUACAGUAAAGCGCGCGCCAUCCAUUUGGAUCUAGAUGGGAGGAUUGAGAAGAUCAUUUUCAGCUCCCAUUGCGGAUCACGUGAUAUCCAUGACCUCUUGACCUCAGUGGCUGGUGUGAGUAGGUGGGCCAAUAUAAGUCUAAAAGAUCAGCAAGGGGCUUUAGUUUCUAUUGCCCCUACGAUGCCUACUAAUACAGCGAGGGAGCCUUACAAGGUCAUUGUCUCUCAGAACCGGCAGGGUGAAGCUCACGAUGAAGUCCUUCAUGGUGUUCUCACGCACGUUUCGGAGCAAAUGACAAAGGCCUUCCGAAUAAACGAGAUGAAAGAUGAGAUGCUUAACCGGCUUAACGUCAUGCAGCAAAGAAUCGAAAGUACAGAAGCAGUGGUUCCUGAACAACAACUGGAAGGCAUGAAGGCGAUAGAGAUUGAAAAAUGUAAAAUGGAGAUACGAGCCAUCAAGGAUGAACUACUUGCGGCAAAGAGCCGCCAUGCAAACUUCUGCAAGUGCACCAUACCGGCCGCCCAGGGGAACGAUACACGGAUCGUCGCGAAGCGCGAUGUCCCGAAAUACCCCAAGUACACACUGUCACGCGAGACAAAGGAGUACCUCAAGAAGCCGACGUUCGACAUUUGGCAUUGGGAAUCGAAUGAGAUGCUCUGUCUUUUGGAACACAUGUACCAUGAGCUGGGCUUAGUAAACGAGUUUCACAUGAAUCCGAUUGUUCUUCGGCGAUUUCUGCUUUGUGUCCAGGAGAACUACCGCAACAACCCGUUCCACAACUUUCGCCACUGCUUCUGCGUGACGCAGAUGAUGUACGGGAUGAUCUACCUGUGCGACCUGCAGUCUAAGGUGUGCCUCUCAGAUCUGGGCAUCCUACUCACGGCGGCAGUGUGCCAUGAUUUGGAUCACCCAGGGUUCAACAACACAUAUCAGAUCAAUGCUCGAACCGACCUGGCUAUCCGAUACAACGACAUAUCACCUCUAGAGAAUCAUCAUUGUGCAGUGGCCUUCAAGAUCAUCAGCAACCCAGAAUGCAACAUCUUCAGGAACGUGCCGGAAGAACAGUUCAAGGAUAUUCGGCAGGGUAUCAUCAUGCUGAUCAUGGCGACCGAUAUGGCCCGUCAUUCGGAGAUCCUGGACCAGUUCAAAGCCCAGGUCGAAAGUGGAUUCGACUUCUCGAACCAGGAACAUCUCAACUACCUUCGAAUGGUAUUGAUCAAGUGCUGUGAUAUCUCUAACGAGGUUAGACCGUCUGAUGUUUCGGAGCCCUGGGUGGAUUGCUUACUGGAGGAAUAUUUUAUGCAGAGUGAUCGGGAGAAGAUAGAGGGUCUACCUGUAGCAUCAUUCAUGGACCGUGACAAGGUGACAAAGCCCACAGCUCAAGUCGGAUUCAUCAAGUUCGUCCUCAUCCCAAUGUUUGAGGUGGUGGCGAAGCUCUUCACUCAGCUGAAUGAUUCAGUUGUAGAGCCGCUGCGAUCCGCCCUCUACCGGUAUGAAGAACAGAAGUUGAAGGAAGAUCAGAUCAAAGAGAAGCUGAGAGAGACGGCAAGAAUUCGAGCGGAACAGGAGGGCGUGGACUAAAGACACCCAGAUCAUUUCUUUAGAUCUAUCCUAAUGAUAAAUUUAUCAUCAAGAUGAGUUCUAUUCUUGCUACCAAAACAAAUCAAAAUCUCUAUUUUCGCACUUUCACGGGUUUAUUUUUCCAAUGCCUUCUAUUUUCCAAACUUGGGUGCAUGACAUAUUAAGCACAUUGAGGCGAGAGAACGGUGCUUGUGAAAUUUCUGUAAAUAUGCAAAUAUUUGUGAUUUAGCAUAUAUUUGUACUGUGGUGAUACAUUUGUUUGAGAGUUGAACUAUUGGUCUGAAUACAUUUGUAAGACAGCGGAUAUUUUUAGCUGUUCAGCUACAGCCUACGUCAGUGAUGUGACCUGAUUUGUGACCUUUCUGACGUCAUUGGCAAUAAUCUGGGCGUAGACAUUCGAAACGAACAUUCGUCUUUGUCCAACGUACGUUUGACGGCCCGGAUAUAUAAAUAACUUGCUUCACACCCCUUUCGAAAA
Molecule: messenger RNA, 2421 nt
Organism: Strongylocentrotus purpuratus (purple sea urchin)
Lineage: Eukaryota; Metazoa; Echinodermata; Echinoidea; Camarodonta; Strongylocentrotidae
Gene: pde9a
Product: high affinity cGMP-specific 3',5'-cyclic phosphodiesterase 9A
Exons: 18
Coding region: 345-1943 (532 amino acids)
Biological process (GO): cGMP catabolic process
Molecular function (GO): 3',5'-cyclic-GMP phosphodiesterase activity
Source: RefSeq, a predicted model, not a curated record